Messenger RNA from Ylistrum balloti, 2502 nucleotides. Its product is annotated as sacsin-like. NCBI's taxonomy places the organism in Eukaryota, Metazoa, Mollusca, Bivalvia, Pectinida, Pectinidae. The transcript has 2 exons. Bases 1 to 2502 code for a protein of 833 amino acids. The record is from RefSeq and is a predicted model, not a curated record. Gene Ontology annotation, molecular function: Hsp70 protein binding.
AUGCGUCUAGCAUGGACCACGACAUCUAUUUUACCAUGGCAUGUAAAGUGGGACAUCCAAAGGUGUGCAAGAACAAAUAUAGAGGCCUGUUUAGGAAUUCUACACAAGCCAUCUUUAUGCAAUGUGAUAUCCCAUAUUCACAAUGUUUGCGACUCUUUCAACAAGACAUUAAAGGAAAUGAAGAGACAAGAAAGGGAAACCGAAUCUGCUCACUUUUUUGAAACUAUCAAUGAACUAAUGGAAGCCAUAUACAUACAUUUACAAGAAAUUUGUCACCAUCAUCCGGAAAUCAAACGAAUGCUGUCGGAAACGCCAAUAGUAUACAUUAGGGAACAUAAACUAUUCGUGAUGGCUAAACAAUUAGCUAUCGCAUUUGACGGCAAGAAACCGGUUCCGCCCCAUUUGUUUCAUAUUCCCCUCUGUUAUGGUCCAUACCAGGAACUCUUUCAAUUCCUCGGAGCAACUACGACUGUUACUUUAUGUCAAUAUUCAGAUGUAAUCUGUAGAAUUCAACGCGAAGUCAAAUUUAAUACGCUUGACCCUAAUCGCCUACAUGACGUGGAGAUUACGUUGAGAAGUAUGAUGAUGUUACUGGAGGAAACGGAGUUGAUUGAUAUUGAAACGUCCAUGGCAGAUGUAGAAACGUUAUAUUUACCCACCUCCGACAAACGUUUAGCAAAGUCCGCGGACUUGGUGUUUGCAGAUAAACCAAAGCUUAAACGUAGAAUAAUGCAAAGUGAAGAUCAUGAUAUAGUUUUUAUUCAUAGUUUGAAGAAAUGCCACGAACAAAAAAAUCUUAUCCUGAAGUUACCAAAUGGAUUCAAACCUAGAAUACUAAGUUCAAUUCUGGAGGAAAUGGUUAUAUCAAAUUUAAAUAUCGCAAACGACAUCAAGAUAGAGAAAUUAGAAGCGUUUAAAGCGUCUCAAAACUUUUUGGAAGCAAUCAAAGUAAUUGGCAAAUUCGGUGACGAAGAAUUCCACCACUAUCGUCAGUUACUAUUGAGAAUACAACUUAUUUCUGUCUCGGAGAUUACAACAAUUCUUACGAUGGAUGGCAGACGUAUUUCAAACACAGAAGCUUCGCAAAAAUGUUUUCGUUCUAGCAAAAAUGGUGAACACAAGUUAUUUUUUGAAGCCAACGAUAAUGGAAUACGGACCUGGCUUAAAGACAUUGGGCAAGAACUCUUUGAAACACUUUCAGAUUGUUUAGACAACAAGAUAUCGCCAGAAAAAAUCCGUGAAGUAGUUGAUUAUCUGGAUGAUCCCUUAAGAUUCAAACAGUUCUGUGAAGAUCUUUUCGAUGAGGAUGGAAACGAACUCGAUGAAUAUUUAGCGUACUUUCCAGGACAAAUGGUUCCUUUAGGAUUACACGGCUUGCUUCAAAACGAAAUACGUUUUUUAAAGGUUCAGGACCUAGUCGCGUACGAGAAAUUUGAUCCGGCCAUAGAUGGUGACCAAGAAGAUGUUAAUUUAGGUAGGAUAUACAUUUUUGUCCGGAUAUUAGAAACAAUUCCACUGGAUAACCCAAACGACUGGCUUCAUCAGAAGUACGAAGUUAGUUUCGGUCAUGGCAGAAACGAAAUAGUAAUGGGACUGCGACUAUAUAAGGUGGCAUAUCCUGAACAAUCUACAACUACUGAACUAGUAGUUCAUCAGUUUGGACAAGCUGGAUCCAUACCUCUUAAUAGAGACAGUGUGUUCGACGAAAUCAUCGUUACAUUAUCAAAUGCUUGGAAACUUGAUGACGCAAACAAAAAACGAGUCGUGAAGAGAUUGUUAUUGAUAUGGCACCCUGAUAAAAAUCUCUUAAAGGGCGAAAUAUAUCAAUUGUUUUCAACGGAGGUUACGCAAUUUAUAUUUGAUAUCAUUCGCCGCCUUGACGAAGGCGAAUUCACAAGCACUUCAGCUACUGAAGGCUAUACAAAGCGGAAAGCACAACGAAACUACUAUGAAUGGAACUAUGGAAAACAAUCAAAAGAAUGGCAGGCUUUCGGAGACAAGGUAUCUGCAACGCAAAGGCAAGGUCAAGACUCGAGUUUACAAAGUGGAAAACAUAAAACUGACCCACAACCUGAAGAGGCAAAGAGGUGGUUACGGCAAGCUAAAAGGGACUUCAAGUGCGGAUUGAUAUCAUUAGAACUCAAUAAUUCAUCUUUAGAAGGUGAUACUCAGCUCAAAGAAGAUAACAACUGGAUUUGCUUCAAGUUCCAUCAAGCUUGCGAGAAGGCUUGCAAAGCGUAUGUGUACAGUAUGGAUUCACAUAAAGUUACUCGUCAACAUAGCUUGCGUUGCAUCAUUCCGUGGGAGAAAGCAAACGAGCAAGAGCAACUCACCGACUGGUUAGAAGAGAUAGAAACGAUAGUUGGAAGUUACUUCAAAAUGCGUUACCCGGAUGACCAAGGCUAUCCUGAGAUACCAGCAACAUUGUAUUCAAAGGAGCAAACUAACAAAAUAAUGGAAUUGACAAAAAAGGUAAUUGAUAAAAUUGAGGACGAAUUGUAA